UUUAGUACGCCAUUUCGUGCGCGACGUGGUCAGUUGCGUCUAGUUUUAAAGCGUAUAAAUUAACUAUUUCGUCUAAAUGAGCAUUCAGUGAUUCCCAAACACACACACAUGCAUAUACGACAGUGUUAGUGCAUACAGUUCAAAGUUCGUAGAGUAUACGCGUAAUUCAUAGAAAAACGUAUAAACAAUGUCCACCAACGAUGUGCGAAAGAGAAAGCUGGCCAGCGAUGACAAACCGUCGCAGGGAGGCGGCAAUCGACGCUCCAACGGCAAUGGAAAUGGACGUGGCGGUGUGACCAGCGGCUUAAAAUUAUCAUUUUUAUGUUUGAUCAUAUCUGUGGUGCUGCUGCUCUUUGUCUUUGGCUUCGUCUCGGACAAUGCGAGUCCUUAUCUAGCGCGUCUUGCCUCCAAGCUGGGCUACAGCAAGGUGCAAUAUGCGGCCAUCAUUGAUGCCGGCUCCACGGGUAGUCGUGUCUUGGCCUACAAGUUCAAUCGCAGCUUCAUUGACAACAAACUGGUGCUAUACGAGGAACUGUUCCGUGAACGCAAACCUGGUCUCAGUUCGUUUGCCGACAAUCCCGCGGAUGGAGCGCAUUCGAUUAAGCUGCUGUUGGACGAGGCACGCGCCUUCAUACCAAAAGAGCAUUGGUCAUCGACGCCGCUGGUAUUGAAAGCCACAGCUGGAUUGCGGUUGCUGCCCCAGAGCAAGGCUGAGAAUCUGCUGAAUGCUGUGCGUGAUUUGUUUGCCAAGUCGGAGUUCAGUGUGGACAUCGAUGCUGUGGAGAUUAUGGAUGGCACCGACGAGGGCAUCUUCAGUUGGUUCACCGUCAACUUCCUCUUGGGUCGUCUGUCCAAAACGAAUCAGGCUGCUGCCUUGGAUUUGGGUGGCGGCAGUACGCAGGUCACCUUCUCGCCCACAGAUCCGGAGCAGGUGCCCGUUUAUGACAAGUAUAUGCAUGAGGUGGUCACCUCCAGCAAAAAGAUCAAUGUGUUCACACACAGCUAUUUGGGUCUUGGCCUGAUGGCCGCUCGUCACGCCGUCUUUACCAAGGGCUACAGUGCGGAGGACACUGUGGUGGAGAGCGUCUGUGUGAAUCCCAUUAUUGCCAAUCGUACGUGGACUUAUGGCAAUGUGAAGUAUCAAGUCAGUGGCAAAGAGAAUGCCAAAUCAUCGGCUGAACAGCCUGUUGUCGAUUUUGAUUCCUGCCUGGAGCUGGUGAAGAGCAAAGUUAUGCCCCUGGUGAAGCCGAAACCAUUUACGCUUAAGCAACACGCUGUCGCCGCAUUUAGUUAUUACUUUGAACGUGCCAUCGAAUCGGGUUUGGUGGAUCCGACAGCUGGUGGCGAGACCACCGUGGAGGCGUAUCGCAAGAAGGCUCAGGAGAUCUGUGCCAUACCCAACGAUGAGCAGCCAUUCAUGUGCUUCGACUUGACGUUCAUCUCGGUGCUGUUGCGCGAAGGAUUUGGCCUUAAUGACAACAAGAAAAUUAAGCUUUACAAGAAGAUCGAUGGUCAUGAAAUCUCGUGGGCUUUGGGCUGUGCCUACAACGUGCUGACCAGCGAUGAGAAAUUCAAUAAUUCCUAGUGCUUCGUUUAAAUAGACUGUAGACGAAAAUCAUAGCUGAAAUUGUUUCUAGAGUGC
Drosophila sulfurigaster albostrigata is the source of this 1642-nucleotide messenger RNA. RefSeq names its product ectonucleoside triphosphate diphosphohydrolase 5 (gene NTPase). The record is from RefSeq and is a predicted model, not a curated record. Gene Ontology annotation, molecular function: GDP phosphatase activity; UDP phosphatase activity. Gene Ontology annotation, cellular component: membrane. Lineage: Eukaryota; Metazoa; Arthropoda; Insecta; Diptera; Drosophilidae. The transcript has 4 exons. Bases 188 to 1585 code for a protein of 465 amino acids. Gene Ontology annotation, biological process: nucleoside diphosphate catabolic process.